AUGGAAAGAAAGCAUCAAGUCGGCAGGAAGAAUGGCAGCUGGAAUUGUCUUCUUCUUCUCAUGAUCCUACUUAUCUUCACUGUGGUGUGCAUCAACCUAGUGCUCUAUGUGUACCUGGAGCAUGUCUACGUGUCAACUGGAUUCAGUCACGGGGAUCCCAAUGUCUGUCCUCAAGGGUACUUCAAGAUCGGAGCAAUGAAGAACUGCUCUCCUUGGUUGACCUGUGAGGCCCUUGAAAAGGAGGUCCGCAAGUUAAAACUUGUUGGAGAAGGAGCAGUAAAAAAGGUAUACCUGUCUGAAUGGAAAGAAAUGAAGGUAGCUCUGUCCCAGCUAACAGUUCCGUCUCUGCAAGCUGAUUUUCUUCAUGGUUUGCGAAUGCUAAAGUCCCUACAGAGCAGACAUGUAGUUACACUUGUGGGUUACUGUGAGGAUAAUAGUAUAUUAACAGAGUAUCAUCCAUUGGGAUCCCUAAAAAAUUUGGAUGCUACCUUUAACCUCCCAAAAUACCAGUACCUAAAUACCUGGCAAAAUCGUCUGGAACUUGCCAUAGACUACGUGAGUAUAAUCUGUUACCUUCAUAGUAGUCCUCUUGGUGUACUGGUCAUGUGUGAUUCCAAUGACUUGGACAAGGUGCUCUCUCAGUACCUGCUAACAAGUGACUUUCACCUAGUGGCAAAUGAUUUAGAUGCCUUACCUUUAGUGGAUAGAGAGAAUGGAAGGUUGGUCAAGUGUGGCCCAAGAGAAAUUACUGGGGAUUUUGUUGCUCCUGAACAGCUUUGGCCUUAUGGACUAGAUGUUGAGUUCAAUGAUGACCUAAUGCCACCGUACGAUGAGAAGACUGACAUCUGGAAGAUUCCAGCAGUGACUGAUUAUCUCUUGGGUCAUGUUGAGGGAAGUGACAUUGUCCGGUUCCAUCUGUUUGACAUUCACACAGAGUGUAAGAAAGAGAACCCAGCUAUGAGACCUUCUGCUCAGACCAUACUGGAUACUUAUAGGAGAGUCCUGGCUUUGCUUCUGAAGGAGCUGUCAAAUUCAAAAGAAAUGUUAUAA
This is a messenger RNA of Staurois parvus, 1050 nucleotides long. The record is from the annotation of a GenBank genome assembly. NCBI's taxonomy places the organism in Eukaryota, Metazoa, Chordata, Amphibia, Anura, Ranidae.